Messenger RNA from Melozone crissalis (California towhee), 2477 nucleotides. It is a transcript of the gene STRIP1, whose product is annotated as striatin interacting protein 1. The transcript has 21 exons. The record is from RefSeq and is a predicted model, not a curated record. Gene Ontology annotation, biological process: cytoskeleton organization. Bases 10 to 2469 code for a protein of 819 amino acids. Gene Ontology annotation, cellular component: cytosol. NCBI's taxonomy places the organism in Eukaryota, Metazoa, Chordata, Aves, Passeriformes, Passerellidae.
GCGGCCGACAUGGAGCCGGGUGGCGGCCCCGGGCCGGGCCCUGUCCCGGUCCCGGGGAACAACAAGGGCCGUGGUGGGGCGGCCGCGCCCGGGAGGGGCCGCGACUUGGCUCGGCCGCCGCGCAAGGACUCCGAGGGCUAUUCAGAAUCACCAGACCUGGAGUUUGAAUAUGCAGACACGGAUAAAUGGACAGCAGAGCUCUCAGAACUGUACAGCUACACAGAGGGACCAGAGUUCCUGCUCAACAGAAAAUGCUUUGAGGAGGACUUCAGGAUCCACAUGCGGGACAAGAAGUGGCCGGAGCUGGAGCGGACGCAGCACCGCACGCACGCCAUGCGCCUGCUGGACGGGCUGGAGGUGACGGCGCGCGAGAGGCGCCUGCGCGUGGCACGCGCCAUCCUCUACGUGGCACAAGGCACCUUUGGUGAGUGCAGCUCCGAGGCUGAGGUCCAGGCCUGGAUGAGGUACAACAUCUUCCUCCUGCUGGAAGUGGGAACCUUCAACGCCUUGGUGGAGCUGCUCAACAUGGAGAUUGACAACAGUGCAGCCUGCUCCAGUGCCGUGAGGAAACCGGCCAUUUCCCUGGCUGACAGCACCGACCUCAGGGUGCUGCUGAACAUCAUGUACCUGAUUGUGGAGACCGUGCGCCAGGAGGCCGAGGGGGACAAGCCUGAGUGGAAGAGCAUGAGGCAAACCUUCCGAGCAGAGCUGGGAGCCCCCCUGUACAACAACGAGCCCUUCUCUGUCAUGCUCUUUGGGAUGGUGACCAAAUUCUGCAGUGGCCAUGCUCCACACUUCCCCAUGAAGAAGGUGCUGCUUCUGCUCUGGAAAACUGUGCUGUGCACCCUGGGAGGGUUUGAGGAGCUGCAGAGCAUGAAGGCAGAGAAGAGGGAGAUGCUGGGGCUGCCCCCCCUGCCCGAGGACAGCAUCCAGGUGAUCCGCAACAUGCGCGCGGCCUCCCCGCCCGCCUCCGCCUCCGACCUCAUCGAGCAGCAGCAGAAACGCGGCCGCAGGGAGCACAAGGCCCUCAUUAAGCAGGAUAACCUCGAUGCCUUCAACGAGCGGGAUCCGUACAAAGCUGAUGAUUCCCGUGAGGAAGAAGAGGAAAAUGAUGAUGACAACAGCCUGGAGGGAGAGACCUUCCCCCUGGAAAGGGAUGAAGUGAUGCCCCCCCCUACCCAGCACCCCCCAAGUGACCGCAUCACCUGCCCCAAAGGGCUGCCCUGGGCUCCCAAGGUCCGGGAGAAGGACAUUGAGAUGUUCCUGGAAUCCAGCCGCAGCAAAUUCAUCGGCUACACGCUGGGCAGUGACACCAACACCGUGGUGGGCUUGCCCAGGCCCAUCCAUGAGAGCAUCCGCACCCUGAAGCUGCACAAGUACACGUCCAUUGCUGAGGUGCAGGUGCACAUGGAAGAGGAGUACCUGCGCUCCCCGCUCUCAGGAGGGGAAGAGGAAGUGGAGCAAGUCCCUGCAGAGAUCCUGUACCAGGGCCUGCUGCCCAGCCUGCCCCAGUACAUGAUUGCUCUGCUGAAGAUCCUCCUGGCUGCAGCCCCCACCUCCAAAGCCAAGACAGACUCCAUCAACAUCCUGGCAGACGUCCUGCCCGAGGAGAUGCCGACCACUGUGCUGCAGAGCAUGAAGCUGGGCGUGGAUGUCAAUAGGCACAAGGAGAUCAUUGUCAAAGCCAUCUCUGCUGUGCUGCUGCUCCUGCUCAAACACUUCAAGCUCAACCACAUCUACCAGUUUGAGUACAUGGCCCAGCACCUGGUCUUUGCCAACUGCAUCCCGCUCAUCCUCAAGUUCUUCAACCAGAACAUCAUGUCCUACAUCACUGCCAAGAACAGCAUCUCAGUGCUGGAUUACCCCUACUGUGUGGUGCAUGAGCUGCCAGAGCUGACGGCUGAGAGCCUGGAAGCUGGAGACAACAACCAGUUCUGCUGGCGGAACCUCUUCUCCUGCAUAAACCUCCUGCGCAUCCUGAACAAGCUGACCAAGUGGAAGCACUCCCGCACCAUGAUGCUGGUGGUGUUCAAGUCGGCGCCGAUCCUGAAGCGGGCUCUGAAGGUGAAGCAGGCCAUGAUGCAGCUCUACGUGCUGAAGCUGCUCAAGGUGCAGACCAAGUACCUGGGCAGGCAGUGGAGGAAGAGCAACAUGAAAACCAUGUCAGCCAUCUACCAGAAAGUGAGGCACCGCCUCAACGACGACUGGGCCUACGGCAACGACCUGGAUGCCCGUCCCUGGGAUUUCCAGGCAGAGGAGUGUGCCCUGCGUGCCAGCAUCGAGCGCUUCAACUCGCGGCGCUACGACCGCGCCCACGGCAACCCCGACUUCGUGCCCGUGGACAACUGCCUGCAGAGCGUGCUGGGCCAGAGGGUGGAGCUGCCCGAGGACUUCCAGCUCAACUACGACCUCUGGCUGGAGAGGGAGGUGUUCUCCCGGCCCAUCUCGUGGGAGGAGCUGCUGCAGUGAUGGACACG